Equus quagga is the source of this 2072-nucleotide messenger RNA. It is a transcript of the gene CATSPER1, whose product is annotated as cation channel sperm associated 1. The transcript is spliced from 13 exons. NCBI's taxonomy places the organism in Eukaryota, Metazoa, Chordata, Mammalia, Perissodactyla, Equidae. Bases 1 to 1905 code for a protein of 634 amino acids. The record is from RefSeq and is a predicted model, not a curated record. Gene Ontology annotation, biological process: spermatogenesis; transmembrane transport; regulation of cilium beat frequency involved in ciliary motility. Gene Ontology annotation, molecular function: voltage-gated calcium channel activity; calcium-activated cation channel activity. Gene Ontology annotation, cellular component: CatSper complex; membrane.
AUGGGGGACCCCACCGGGGUGAGUCCUACCACCGUAGGGGACCCCACCGUGGUGAGUCCUACCACCAUGGGAGAUCCCACCGUGGUGAGCCCCACCACCGUGGGGGGCCGCACCACCAUGGUGAGCCCCACCUCCGUUGGGGGCCCCACCACUAUGGUGGGUCCCACCUCCAUGCGAACCCCCUCCACCAUGGUGAAUCCUACCACCGUGGAGGCCCCCACCACCAUAGUGAGGCCUAUCACCAUGGUGGGCCCCAUCACGAUGUUGCUCACCACCAUGGCGGGCACUCUCCUCAUGAAGCCCACCACCACAGAAGGCCUCUUCAUCAUGGAGAGUGAGCACCACCGUGGCCACCACGAUGAGCACCACCACAAGGAGCACCACCACGGUGAGCACCACCAUGGUGAGCACCACCACGGUGAGCACCACCACGGCCACCAUGGCGAGCACCAGCACAGGGAGCAUCACCACGGUGCACAUCCUCACGAUUAUCUCCAAGGCGAUCACCACUAUGGGGUGCACCAUCAUGGUGGCUCUGAAGUCUUUGGCCCACACAAGUCCUACAGCAUGGCCAGAGCCUCCCUCGACUCCACCCAUUCUUGUGUAUUAGCCCGCCAACCGAGCAUAGGACGCAUACAGAACUUGAUGCGUUCCCGCAGUAUGAUUCAUAUACCGGGCGCACAGGUCUCCAGCAAAGUCCAUCCUCAGGAUUCUUCCUCUAAAUCCUCGGAAAGCUGGGCCGAAGAAGAUGAGCAAUUUCAGAAGCGCAAAGCUGGCCGUACCCAGCGGCCCCACAAGAAGCUGCACACCUUGUACCUCUGCUAUUGGUUGUGGGAAAAAUUAAGCUACUUCAUUCAGGACCUCAGGAGAAUGCUCAGGAAUCUGAUUGAGUCCCUGGCCUUCGAAGCCUUCAUCUUCCUCGUUGUCUGCCUCAACACCAUCAUGCUGGUGGUCCAGACCUUCGCUGAAGUCGAGAUCCGGGGCGAGUGGUACUUCAUGGCCUUGGACUCCAUUUUCCUCUGCAUCUACGUGGUGGAAGCUCUGCUCAAGAUCAUGGCUCUGGGCGUCAAUUAUUUUUAUAACUCCUGGAACAAUCUGGAUUUCUUCAUCAUGGUCAUGGCAGUGCUGGACUUCAUGCUCAUGCAGCUCAACUACCUCUCCUCACGCACCAUCUACCACCAAAGCUUUCGGAUCUUCAAGGUCUUCAAGAGCCUGCGGGCCCUGAGGGCCAUCCGGGUCCUGCGGAGGCUCAGCUUCCUGACCAGCCUCCAGGAAGUGACCGGGACCCUGGCCCGGUCCCUGCCGUCCAUCACUGCCAUCCUCAUCCUCAUGUUUACCUGCCUCUUCCUCUUCUCUGUGGUGCUGCGAGCCUUGUUCCGCCAGUCUGACCCCAAGCGCUUCCAGAACAUCUUCACGACCAUCUUCACCCUCUUUACCCUGCUCACCCUGGACGACUGGUCCCUCAUCUACCUGGAUAGCCGGGCCCAGGGCGCCUGGCACAUCAUCCCCAUCCUCAUGAUUUACAUCAUCAUCCAAUACUUCAUCUUCCUCAACCUGGUGAUUGCUGUCCUGGUGGACAACUUCCAGAUGGCACUGCUCAGAGGCCUGGAGAAAGUGAAGCAGGAGAGGGCCGCCUGGAUCCAUGAGAAGCUGCUGGAUGACUCACUGACAGAGCUCCGCAAAGCAGAGCCUGUAGAGGAGAUGAGUGAACACACCAAACAGAAGCAGCUCAUGGAGAAGAAAUUUGGGACCAUGACUGAGAAGCAGCAAGAGGUGCUCUUCCACUUUCUGCAGCUGGUGGCCGGGGUGGAACAUUAUCAGCAGAAAUUCCGCUCCCAGGCAUCCGUCAUUGACGAGAUUGUCGACACUACUUUUGAGGCUGGAGAAGAGGACUUCCGGAAGUGACCCCUGGGGAGGGACACCGGAUGCAGACUUCAACCUCUGGCAAGUUUCCCACCAGAGUAGGUCAGGACAAGUGCCCAAAUCUUCUGGAAUGGUCAUCAGGACUGCAGGGCUGGGCCCCGACAGUUUUAAAACCCUAGGUGGCUCUGUGUCCUCACUGGCUGGGCCAA